This is a messenger RNA of Oncorhynchus keta (chum salmon), 3198 nucleotides long. Its product is annotated as fas apoptotic inhibitory molecule 1-like. The transcript is spliced from 5 exons. The coding region runs from base 250 to 792 and encodes 180 amino acids. The record is from RefSeq and is a predicted model, not a curated record. Gene Ontology annotation, biological process: negative regulation of extrinsic apoptotic signaling pathway via death domain receptors; canonical NF-kappaB signal transduction; positive regulation of neurogenesis. NCBI's taxonomy places the organism in Eukaryota, Metazoa, Chordata, Actinopteri, Salmoniformes, Salmonidae.
GCCUGUCACGUGGCAUGGUUUCCAUAGUAACGUAUCAGUUUUGGUUGUUUUGAUGCGUUGCUGGACUGAAGCGAACUGAUGUCCUAGCGACAAACAAGCACUUUACGUGUAGAUAUAGCUAGCGAACUAGCUAAACUAUUGUUAUAUGUUUACAGUAGGAAGCUUUCUAGCUAGUAAACCGUUCCUGAAACGUAGCUAGCAAGGUACUUAAAGAGUUGGUGGCCAAAGCGGGCCAGCAAGGAGGUCAGAAUGUCGGGCGACCUGGUAGGAGUGUGGGAAGUGGCCCUGAGCGAUGGAGUCCAUCGGAUUGAGUUUGAACAUGGCACAACCACGGGGAAAAGGAUCAUCUACAUAGACGGAAAGGAAAUUGUAAGAAGAGACUGGAUGUUCAAGCUGGUGGGAAAGGAGACCUUCAAUGUAGGAAGUGCGGCCACCAAAGCGACCAUUAACAUUGACGCAGUGAGCGGCUUUGCUUACGAAUACACCCUGGAGAUCAAUGGAAAGAGCCUGAAAACGUACAUGGAGAACCGCUCCAAAGUCACCAACACUUGGCUGCUGAACCUGGACGGCAUCGACUGCAGGGUCGUCCUGGAGAAAGACACUAUGGAUAUUUGGUGUAAUGGACAAAAAAUGGAGACAGCGGGGGAGUUUGUGGAAGACGGUACUGAGACACACUUCACUCUAAGCGACCAUGACUGUUGCAUUAAGGCCGUGAGCAGUGGAAAGAGGCGAGAUGGCAUUAUCCACACUUUGCUUGUGGAUGGCACAGAGAUAGCUGAAACCACAGAGUGAUUGUCUGUAUAGGUGUUUUGAGCACUUUGUUGGAGUGAAGAAAGCCUUUUUCAAAUCAGGGACAAAAUAAUAAACUGAACAUUGGUGCUGUGUGAUAUUUCACUGUCAAGCUGGAGUCCAUGAGGCACCUCUGCACAAUGUCCAUGAUCUUAGAUGGUUAACCACCAAAGAUCAUGGGCAUCGUGCAGAGGUACCUCAUGGGCUCCAGUUCUGUAGACAUACAGUAUUUUAUAUAAUUUUAUCUGGUAAAUUGACAUUAUCACCAGUGAGUGAAAGGCAGGUUGCACAGUUGUGUCAAGAGGAGUAGUAAUGUCAAUUAAGUGUUUUUCCUAAAUGGGAAAACAUUUCUUCAUUUUUAAGUUGAUAUUCCAGUCACUUUCCAGAAAGUGCACUGUGUAUGAGGAAUCAUCCUUGUACUUGUAAUUUACAAAACACACAUCUGCUUCCCAAAUGGCACCCUAUUCCCAUAUGGGCCCUGGUCAAAAGUAGUGCACUAUAAAAGGAAUAAGGUGCCAUUUGGGACACAGAACCUGUCCAUGGGCCAUGUAGCUCACUUAUAAUGCAUUAAUGUGCCAGUAAUUUGCUUUUUUGUGUAGGCUGCAACAUUCUAAAACAAAUUAAUUGUAAUAACUGGAGUAUAAAGUUUAUAAACAGAUCUGUCCCGUGCAUAGUUGGUAACAUCAAUGGUAUGUUUAUGUUAAUGAUUAUUUGAUGUCAGCCCUUACAAUUAAUUAAUUAAUUGAGUUUAGGCAAGUUUGGUAGGUGAUAAGUGUAUGUAAAUACAGUAUAUGAACUUGUUGGCCCAAAUUCUAACAGUUGCAGAUAAAGGAAAACCACACUGGGGUUCACUCAGAAUUUUGAUGCUGUAUUGGAGGUGUUAACUGUUAAGAAUGAUUCAUCUCAGUUAACCCAGAACUAUAGUCUCGCAUAAUUGGUCAGAUACUUGAUUAUGUUCUGGGUGUUUAGAGAAUGAGGAUCAAAACCGGAACGAAGAGCUUCACAAUCUCACUUUGCAAGUUACGGGCAAGUCUAUGGGCAAAAUGUCCACUUUGCAAGUUACGGGAAAAAAAGUGCUAACAUCUGCGAAAUUGUGAUUUGUCCAAAGCACCAGAACUAAUGCUGCUCGUUAUCCCAUGCAUCCCUUUGCAUUUUGACAGAUCUACGCUACCAUGUAUAUUUAUGUGGUCUGUCCAGGAGAGAUGAAAAACUGACACUUGCCAUUGGAUAUUGAUGUGAAAAUACACCUGUCCAAAGUAUAACGUAAACCUGUCCAUGUACCAGUUUUCCUAUAUCUGUGAUUGAUUGAUUGAUUUGGGGUCAAUUCAAUGGAACGGGACUUCUUUUGCUAGAUUCUAGCCAGUGUCUGACAUGAACAGAAUAAACUGUGCUGUUACUCUCAGAUUCUAUUUAUUUUAUAUCAAAAGAGCACUAUAUGUAUUCAGGUAUAGUUACUGCAUUGUUUGUAUUAUGUACACUGCAUGACCAAAAGUAUGUGGACAGACACCUGCUUGUCAAACAUCUCAUUCCAGAAUCAUGGGCACAUUAAGUUGGUCACCCCUUUGCUGCUAUAACAGCCUCCUCUCUUCUGGGAAGGCUUUCCACUAGAUGUUGGAACAUUGCUGUGGGGACUUGCUUCCAUUCAGCCACAAGAGCGUUAGUGAGGUCGGGCACUGAUUAGGCCUGGCUUGCAGUCUUCGUUCCAAUUCAUCCCAAACGUGUUCGAUGUGGUUGAGGUCAGGGCACUGUGCAGCCUAGUCAAGUUCUUCCACACCGAUCUCGACAAACCAUUUCUGUAUGGACCUCCUUUUGUGCACGGGGGCAUGGUGAUCUUAGGCUUGUGUGUGGAUGCUUGGCUAUGGAAACACAUUUCAUGAAGCUCCCGACGAAUAGGUCUUGUGCCGAUGUUGCUUCGAGAGGCAGUUUAGAACUUGGUAGUGAGUGUUGCAACCGAGGACAGAAUAUUUUAUGCGCUACACACUUUAGCACUCAGAGGUCCCGUUCUGUGAGCUUGUGUGGCCUGCUACUUUUCGGCUGAGCCUAGACUUUCCACUUCACAAUAGCAGGGCAGAAAUUUUAAAAACUGACUUGUUGGAAAGGUGCCAUCCUAUGACAGUCCCAUGUUGAAAGUCAAUGAGCUCUUCAGUAAGGCCAUUCUACUGUCAAUGUUUGUCUAUGGAGAAUGUUUGUCUAUGGAGAUUGCAUGGCGGUGUCCUCGAUUUUAUAUAGCUGUCAGCAAGGGAUGUGGCUGAAAUAGCCGAAUCCACUCAUUUGAAAGGGUGUCCAUAUACUUUUGUAUAUAUAGUGUAUAUUUUGUUUUGUGUGUCAGGUGUUUCAACAUGUUUAUAAUGUUUAUAUUUUGUUGAACUUGUCAGACAUGACUUAUUUGAUUAAAUCCAUGUAAUAUCA